This is a messenger RNA of Cucurbitaria berberidis CBS 394.84, 865 nucleotides long. RefSeq lists its product as uncharacterized. The record is from RefSeq and is a predicted model, not a curated record. The transcript has a single exon. The coding region runs from base 26 to 724 and encodes 232 amino acids. Lineage: Eukaryota; Fungi; Ascomycota; Dothideomycetes; Pleosporales; Cucurbitariaceae.
GGAUCACAAUCUCAAUGCCCUCCAGAUGGCGUACGAAAGCUUCAGCGAGGAUUUCGACAAAGCCAAGCUAGAUGUUACUCACGAACUCGAGGGCGGCAUCAUCUUCGUGCAAAAUGAAGGGGAGUGCCUGUGCAUCCCGCCCUUCUGCCCGAUGAUGAGCUUCGCCACAAAGACGUCUGUGCUCGGCACUUACUCCACUAUCACAUAUGACAAUUACAUCUCGAUGCUACGAAAACUUCCCUUGCUCAAAGCGUGGUUCACAACCGAGCUUGCCGGCGAGCGAAAGCAGAGCGAAUUCAAUUGCGCCAUGCUCAAAGCGCUAGAUCUGAUGCUAAACGGCGAAAUCGACCCCGAGGCUGGAGAAUUCGAUGACACGUAUAAGCUCAGCUUCACUGAGAAUGGACUGCUGCGCACUCUAUUGUGCACCUGGGACGAAGUAAAAGAUGACGUCGUGGCAUUGAUCGGUCCGAUGGAUGCCAAGGUCAUGAAGGAUAUCUGGAGUGCAUUUCUCAUUGAAUCGAAGGGUAGGGAGUGCAAGAUCUGUGGCAAGACCAUUCGGAAUAAGCAGAAGUUGAUGCGCAAGCACUUCGUGGACAAUCAUUGGCCGAAGCAGAAGGUCACGGAACGUAUUGAUUCUAUGGAGGUCCUCGAAGGUGAUGAAGGUGAGGGUCAUGAAGCUCCUCUGGAGUCAGUAGAGGUGAUGGAAGACAUACUUUGCGAGUAGACUGGUGAUGAGGUGGGUUUCGGCUUCUAGGCCAAUGCAGCGCUACUGACUAGUUCACAGACGGGCGAGCUGAUAGAACCUUGAGGGGUUCUAGAGCGUGGAAUUAAGCAUGACAUGUAAUUCGAAAAUUCAACAGAUUUG